Molecule: messenger RNA, 423 nt
Organism: Encephalitozoon cuniculi GB-M1
Lineage: Eukaryota; Fungi; Microsporidia; Unikaryonidae
Product: 40S ribosomal protein S23
Exons: 1
Coding region: 1-423 (140 amino acids)
Biological process (GO): translation
Cellular component (GO): ribosome; cytosolic small ribosomal subunit
Molecular function (GO): structural constituent of ribosome
Source: RefSeq, marked provisional
AUGCCAGGGCUGUUUUCUGCCAACAACCUAAUAAAGAGUAGAAAGGCCAAGAGGCUGGCAGACACUGCCUACAGGAAGCGGGCGCUUGGGACAAAGUAUAAGCACAGUGUGCUUGGGAGAGCUCCCCAGGCAAAGGCAAUUGUUCUCGAGAAGAUCGGGGUUGAGGCCAAGCAACCGAACUCUGCCAUAAGGAAGGCCGUUAGAUGCCAGCUGAUUGCAACAGGAAAGAAGAUAACUGCGUUCGUUCCUUACGACGGGUCUGUCACAUACAUCGAAAGCAACGAUGAAGUAACUGUGGAAGGAUUUGGUAAGAAGGGAAGAAGCGUAGGAGAUAUCCCUGGAAUCAGAUUCAAAGUGUGCAAGGUACAGAACGUAUCCCUCCAUGCCAUAUUUACGGGAAAGAAGGAGAAGCCUUCAAGGUGA